CAUCUCUGAAAAGGACAAUAUCAGAACCUCUCGAUCGACGCGAUUUCGCAGUGCGCGCCGCAAUGGACUCACUGGAUUCUCUGGAUAAUGAUUUAAAGAAGAUGGCAGGGCGCAUGAAGUCGGAGACCAACAGAAAUACAGCGAGCAGUGGCGCACUCCAGAUCAAUGCCCCGGUAGUUCGCAACCACCGUGAGGUUGGGUUCGAGACGAAGAUUGAGACGACGACCAACUAUGUUACUAUUCACGACCUUCAUGUGCAUUAUUCUGCAAGUAUACGUACCGAGUCUUCAUUGAGGAGUGGGGCUACUGUACCUGCGGUAACCUCGGGCACCAGCUCUACCAACACGCGUGCAUUUCCUAUCGCGCCAGAACCCGUCCGCCCAUCCACUCCCCUUGAGCCGUAUAUAAAGAUAUUUUCUCGCACUGAAGGCGAGUGGAGCAAAGCAUGCGCCAAGCUCAGUCCCGAUCUUGACGGUAACUGGAUGUCUAAAAGAAUCGUGGGGCGCUUCGACCUCAAGCUUUGUCCAGACGAGACUACAAAGGAAGUAGAAUAUCAGGGACGCCUUUUGGUUUCGUGUGGUGUGGUUGAACUGUCCUGCUCUCCGGAAUCCUGCCGCCAUCGCUUCCAUGUUUUUCGACAUGCUCCAUUCGAUAUCUUGCUUGGAAAAGAAUUCGCAUAGCACAAUGAGGAGGAUAAUGAUUGACAACAGGGUGGCAGUAUCCAAAAGGGGAGUUGGAGGCAAGAGCUUAGGUCAAACGAGUUCUAAGGUCCCGGCUCCGUGUAUGUUCCACGGUACUGAGAAGUCGGUAUUGUUAGCUGGUCGGAUUAAUAACUACCGGUAAGAGGUAUUAAUCGGGGCUUCUCUGGCGUGCUAACUGGUACUGUAAGUGAACGCGUGUGGAGUUUGGUUUUGGCCUUUCGGAGGGGCAUCAGGCACGUUUCUCAUGGGUUUCUUCAGGGUGUGGUACUGCUCCUAGCCGUCGAUAAUACCGCCACGCAGUGACCACACUACUCCGUAAACUGUGUGCUACCGAAUUUCCGUUUAUAAUUUAGCGCCAUCUAUCGGGUAUAGCGCUGUUUUCCCCGUUUUCAACCCUGA
Molecule: messenger RNA, 1100 nt
Organism: Eremomyces bilateralis CBS 781.70
Lineage: Eukaryota; Fungi; Ascomycota; Dothideomycetes; Eremomycetales; Eremomycetaceae
Exons: 3
Coding region: 63-680 (205 amino acids)
Source: RefSeq, a predicted model, not a curated record